CAGGAUAUGAUGAUCUUGACUAAUGGAAUGUAUUGAAAAAGUAAAACCUUAAAAGUGGAAACUUAGAGCAGCACAGUCAACUCUAGAAACAACUUUGAAUAAUCUCAAAUUUAACAUCAGCAAACCAAAAAUGUCUUAUUACGGCAAUGUGGAAAUUCACGAAACGCACAAAAUGAAGAGAGAGGAGGAAGAGGAGAUGGAAAUUUAUGCUAACGCAGAUCCAAGUAACAGUUCUGAUGUUUGGACAGAAAUGGACAACUCGGUUACCAGACACAAGAAACUCCAACACACAGGAAGUUAUUCCGUGAGGAUGAAAAACUCCAGAGCAGCUCCAGUGUGUUUGGUGUUGCUGUGUUUUCUUCUGCUCACUGUAGUCAUGGUGUUGAGUGUCCUCAUCUAUACAAACAACACAAACUACACUGAAGAGAAACACCAGCUAAUAACAAACAUCACCAACAUCACAGAAGACAGAGACGCACUGGUAAACAAGAUCAUCAACCUCACAGAAGACAGAGACAAGCUACUAACCAACAUUACCAACCUCAUAGAAGACCAAAACCGGCUACAAGCCAAGAACAUAAGGCUUACUCAAGAGAAAGAUGAAUUAUCGUCAAAUAAACAAGACCUGAUUAAACAAAGAGACCACCUAAAUCAAGAAAAGAAUGAACUGCUGAAAAUGGAUGAAUGGAUUUACUACCGUUCCAAUGUUUACUACUUUUUCAAGUUGAAGAAAAGCUGGACUGAGAGCAGAAGAGACUGUAGAAACUAUGGAGCAGAUCUGGUCAUCAUAGACAAUAGAGAAGAGCAAGAUUUUGUUGAUAAAAUAACUGCUGGUGAGAAAGUCUGGAUUGGUCUGUCUGACAGUGAUGUGGAGGACAGUUGGAAAUGGGUUGAUGACAGCAAACCAACCUCUUGGUUCUGGCAUCAUGGAGAGCCUUCCAGUGGUGGAGGACAAGUGGAAGAAGACUGUGUUCUAACUGUUACAUCAGCAUGGGCUGAUUACCCAUGCAAUGCUGAAUUCCAAUGGAUCUGUGAGAAGAGAGUUUUUAAAUAACAAUUUUCUUAUUUAUUGUCACCUCUUUUUUGCUAUUCCAGUUUAUUCUGUUGGCAAAACUUCUUGUUAAAACCAUCUAAUGCUGAAAUCUUAAUCCAUGUAUUAAUAAUGUCACUGGAUCUGGAUUGCAAUACUACUUUUUUGUUCUGCCUAAAAAAAUGUAUUGCCAGGUUGCAGUGUUUAAAACUCAGCAGCAAGAGUUUUCAUUUCUGCUCACAUUACCCCUCUACUGUACAAGCAUCACUGGAUACCUGCACCAUCGCAUAUACAGUUGAAAAUAUUACUUGUAUUUAAAUCAUCAACUGUGCUUCCACAUCUUUCUGACCUACUGUACCUAUUACUCUCCUGCCUCAAAGCUCAGAUCAUCUGAGCUUGAUCUUUUGGCUGUUCCUUCUUUUCAGCUGUAGGUGGAAGUUUUGGUGUCAAUGCUCCCAAGUUAUGGAAUGCACUGCCUCUUACACUUAUAAAUAUCAGAUUUGUCUACCUUUAAUGCAUAUUUUUAAUUAGUAUUUUGCAUAAUGUAGCUUCAGUGGCCAUAUAUGUAUGUUGUCUAUGUGAAUGUGCAAUUUGUUAAGUGACCUUAAGCA
This is a messenger RNA of Danio aesculapii, 1641 nucleotides long. RefSeq names its product CD209 antigen-like protein B. The record is from RefSeq and is a predicted model, not a curated record. NCBI's taxonomy places the organism in Eukaryota, Metazoa, Chordata, Actinopteri, Cypriniformes, Danionidae. The coding region runs from base 131 to 1054 and encodes 307 amino acids. The transcript is spliced from 5 exons.